CAUGGUAGUUGCUGUGUUCUGCUCACGUAGUGACCAAUUUAAUACUCCUAUUUGCAAUAUCUACCACCAUUAAACAAAUACUACUACUACUACUCUACUGAAAAGUAUGCAAUACAGCUUUUCCUUUUCUUUCUUUUGUCUUCAUCUUCUCUUUAUUUCAUUCAUUGAGAUAUAAUUGUAUUUAUUCCAAACCCAACCGAAAGACUAGUUGAUAUAAAACAUUUCUUGGAUGUUGACCCACUUUUCUUUUCUUUCUUCUCUCUUUUGCAAAGAUCUCUGAAUUUUAAUUUUUGGUCAUCAAUUUUUACUUUUGGGGUUCGAAGUUGACUUUGUUCUUCUUCUUAAGGUGUGGUAAAGAUAAAUUAGAGGAGCUUUGAUUUAGGUUACAACACUUUAACAGCCUUGUCCUUUGACAAGUUUGCUUCAGUUUACUGGAAAAAGGCUUAUCUUUUAAGGAAGAGCAGAAAGAGCAGUACCAGUUGUUCUGGUGUUUGGACUUGUAUCUGUAAGUGUUGGUAUUAGAUGUCGUUCCGCAGUAUAGUUCGGGAUGUAAGAGAUAGCUUUGGCAGCUUAUCCAGGCGAAGCUUUGACGUAAGGCUCUCUGGUCAUCAAAGGGGUAAAUCACAUGGUUCAUUUCAUGACUUAAGCGACCAGCCUGUUGUUGUCCAGAACAGUUGUUGGGCUAAUCUCCCACCAGAACUACUUUUUGAUGUAAUUAGAAGAUUAGAAGAGAGCGAGAACACAUGGCCUGCUCGUAAGCAUGUUGUAGCAUGUGCUUCAGUUUGCAGGUCAUGGAGGAUUAUGUGCCAGGAAAUUGUAAGAAGUCCUGAAGUUUGUGGAAAGCUUACUUUUCCAGUGUCGUUAAAGCAGCCUGGGCCUCGUGACGGAAUGAUUCAAUGCUUCAUCAAGAGGGAUAAAUCUAAUUUGACUUACCAUCUUUUCUUGUGUCUCAGUCCUGCUUUACUAGUUGAAAAUGGGAAGUUCCUUCUCUCUGCAAAGAGAACAAGGCGGACUACUUGCACGGAGUAUGUUAUCUCCAUGAAUGCAGAAAACAUCUCGAGAUCAAGCAACACUUACGUUGGAAAAUUAAGGUCAAACUUUCUGGGUACAAAAUUCGUUAUAUAUGACACACAGCCUCCAUGCACGUCUGCUAACAUCCCCCCUCCCGGCCGCACAAGCCGUAGAUUCUCCAAGAAAGUCUCUCCUAAAGUCCCAACUGGAAGCUACAGCAUAGCUCAGAUCAAAUACGAGCUAAAUGUUCUUGGAACAAGGGGCCCACGGAAAAUGAACUGUGUCAUGCACUCGAUUCCUGCCUCAGCACUUGAUGUGGGCGGUUCUGUGCCUGGCCAACCAGAGCUUCUCUCAAGGUCCCUUGAGGAUUCAUUCCGAAGUAUCUCUUUCUCAAAGUUGCUUGAUCAUUCUACUGAUUUCAGUAGCUCACGGUUUUCUGAAAUUGUUAGAGCAUCAUCCAAUGAGGGAGAUGAUAGCAACGCGAAACCCUUGGUUCUAAAGAACAAGUCACCGCGUUGGCACGAACAACUGCAGUGCUGGUGCCUAAACUUUCGAGGACGAGUGACAGUUGCAUCUGUAAAGAAUUUUCAGUUGAUUGCGGCCAACCAACCACCUGCUGGCGGACCCACAACCUCUCGGUCAAGUCAAUCAGAUCAUGACAAAGUCAUCCUGCAAUUUGGCAAGAUAGGCAAAGAUAUGUUCACUAUGGAUUACAGGUAUCCACUGUCUGCAGUUCAGGCUUUUGCUAUAUGCUUGAGCAGCUUCGACACCAAAUUGGCAUGUGAAUAGAAGGAAAAAGUUGUUACAUUAGGAUGGAAAAAAAUUUAACCGUGAUGGCUUUGUUCUGGAUAUAUUUUAUUUUGUUUCUUAUUUUCGCCAGUAGAAUUAGGGGUUGUCCCUAAUCUUGUAAAAACCUGAUUUAAUCGCAACACUGAUCUUGUGCCAGUGGUGCUACAUAUGCCAAACACUUUGUGCUCUGGACUGUGCAAUGACACUCACUGUUGACCACAGUUCUGGGCUGCUGACAUUGUGUGGCUAUCCAUGGGAAUUGUACUCUUGGUCUGAUUAACUCAAAUGCUAUGGAUCUUUCAAUUUACUA
Nicotiana attenuata is the source of this 2110-nucleotide messenger RNA. Its product is annotated as tubby-like F-box protein 8. The transcript is spliced from 6 exons. The record is from RefSeq and is a predicted model, not a curated record. Lineage: Eukaryota; Viridiplantae; Streptophyta; Magnoliopsida; Solanales; Solanaceae. Bases 523 to 1800 code for a protein of 425 amino acids. Gene Ontology annotation, molecular function: protein binding.